Messenger RNA from Aspergillus ibericus CBS 121593, 2529 nucleotides. Its product is annotated as P-loop containing nucleoside triphosphate hydrolase protein. Gene Ontology annotation, molecular function: ATP hydrolysis activity; ATP binding. The record is from RefSeq and is a predicted model, not a curated record. The transcript is spliced from 3 exons. Bases 313 to 2361 code for a protein of 682 amino acids. Lineage: Eukaryota; Fungi; Ascomycota; Eurotiomycetes; Eurotiales; Aspergillaceae.
ACUGGGAAUCUAGGGACUGGGAAAACAAUUGUGGCCAAGCUCUAUGCACAAUUUCUCGCUUGCUUCGAUCUUGUGUCGCCAAAUCAAUGCACUUAUGCGGGAUAUCACAUAAAGGAUUUUAACUUGGCCAAAUGGAAACCAGAUCCUGGCCAUUAGGUCAUCUUCAUCCGCCGGGCCGAUCAGCUCAUUCAAGACCAAAGGAUAACCGAUGAGAUUCUUACCUUCCUGGAGAAGUAUAUUGGACAAAUAUUCCUGAUCUUGAUCGGACCGCCCAAGGACUUUUGUGAUACGGGAGCCUCUCGUCGCUUCACCAUGAAGAUGGACCUCGAAGAUUAUUCCAAGGACGAUAUAUACCGCCUGUUGGUUCGCAUACUAAAGAAGCGCAAACUUCAUGUCGACGGGGGCUGGGAUGGUGAGAACUUGAGAAUUCUUGCUCGCCGAAUCUGCCGCAAGCGUUCUAAUAAGAAGUUCACCAAUAUGCUGGCUUUGCAGGCUGUUUUAGAGCAGGUGAUGAGACGCCAAGCCUCGCGACUUUGCCGGUCAUCAAGAGGCGUGGCGGCGAGGCGUGAGACGCCCUCCAACUAUCACUUCCUGACGAAGUUUGAUCUUCUUGGCCCAGCCCCACUGGACAUGAGAGAAAAGAGUGAGGCCUGGAAGCAAUUGCAGAGCAUGAUAGGUCUUCAGCAGGUCAAGAAGAUGAUUGAUGACCUCGCUCUUCGAGCAAACACCAAUUAUCACCGUGAGAUCCAAGGCCUACCUCCAAUCGAGACAUCCCUCAACUGGGUGUUCCUAGGCCCUCCAGGCACCGGUAAGACCACCGUGGCCAGGCUUUACGGAAAGAUUAUUGCAGAGUUGGGUCUUAUCUCCAGUGGCGACGUUGUAUUGAAGAAUCCCUCUGACUUCAUCGGGCAAUAUAUCGGCCAAUCAGAAGUUAACACCACUGAGAUACUUCGCAACACUGAGGGGAAGGUGCUGAUUAUCGACGAUGCUCAUAUGCUCUAUCAAGGGUCUAGUCAUGGGUCCAAUCUCUCCGAUUCGCAUCGGCUCGGCGUUGUGGAUGCGCUGGUCGCAAACAUCUCGAGCACCCCAGGCGAGGACCGUUGCAUCAUCCUAAACGGCUACCCGGACCAGAUGAAGGAGUUCUUCAACAACAGCAACCCCGGCCUACGGCGGCGAUUCCCAUUGGAGGAGGCUUUUCACUUUCAGAACUACUCCGUCGACCAGCUCGCCAAGAUACUCGAUCUGAAAUUGUCUCGUGGUGGAAUGACGGCUACCGACGAAGCCAGGAAAGUAGCCAUAGAGGUCCUUUCCCGGGCUCGAGAUCGGCCCAACUUUGGGAAUGGGGGUGAUAUCGAUAACCUGCUCGGUCGAGCAAAAGCGGCCUUUAACAAAAGGAUGAAGGGUGUCACUGACCGACAAGGAAGGAUGAUCGAGCCCGCCGAUUUCGAUCCAGAAUAUGAUAGAGCCUCUAAGAGUAGCAAGGCCUGUGAAUCCCUUUUUUCGACACUGAUUGGCAUGGAUCACAUAAUUACCCGCUUCCAGGACUACCAGCAGAUGGCAGCCGGGAUGCGAUUGCGCGAGAUUGAUCCGCGUCCGUUCAUACCAUUUACGUAUGUCUUCAAGGGGCCCCCGGGAACGGGGAAAACAACUACGGCUCGCAUUCUCGGCCAGGUCUUCUACGACAUGGGAUUCUUGUCUACCGCUGAGGUCAUUGAAUGCACUGUGACGGAUAUGAUUGGCGAGUACGUUGGGCAUACAGGGCCGAAGGUUAUCAAAUUGCUCGAGCGAGCUUUGGGUAAGGUGCUGUUUAUUGACGAAGCCUAUCGGUUGGCAAGCACUUUCACUGGACGCGGUUCGAGCUUUUGUGAAGAAGCAAUCGGAGAGUUGGUAGACUGCAUGACAAAGCCCAGAUACGCUCGCAAACUUGUGAUUGUCCUUGCUGGCUACUCAGAUGGUAUGGACAGGCUAAUCCACAGGAAUCCGGGGAUACGAUCUCGAUUUCCGACAGACAUUUCAUUUCCGUCGAUGGACCCGGCACAUUGUUUUGAGUACCUCGAAGCGCAGCUCGGAAGGAUUCAGAUAAGCGUGGAUCGAGGGGAUCCGAAGUCUGUUGAUGGAAAAUACUCAUCUGUGUUACGCAUGUUUUCCCGGCUGCAAAAGACAAGGUCGUGGGCAAAUGCCCGUGAUGUUGAAACAUUGGCCAAGAAUGUGACCUUUCAUGUGUAUAAGAUACAAAGGAGGCCAGGUGACUUGUCCAUUGGUCUCAGUAUCUCCUUGGAUGAACUUUUCACCUGCCUAGGAGAUCUGCUACGCCAGCGAGAACGUGGUCCUAAAAUGAACACUGGCGACACGAAUGAAUAAAAGACAAGAUUGUCUGUUGUCAAGCUAGAAGCGAUGAGAUCAGAGAUAAAGCACUGCUGUGUGUCUUUCGGGUUUGCUUUAGAAUGAAACGCUAUCAGCUUCAUAUCAUCUCAGUAGCUCGAUUUAUAGGGACAAACCUGAAAGCUUAUCUUCUUGCUUCAUACAAUA